AUGACUCUUGAAAUGGGAUGUUAUUUUGCUUGCAUAGCAGCGAUUUUGAGACAAAUUUUCUGCCUCGCAUAUAAUAAAAAUUAUGGAAUUAUAAAUAACGAGAUACUUUACGUUACUGUACUUAUAGUCUGGCUUUUUAUAUAUAUCUUCAGACUCCUUCUCAUUAAUUAUGUAUGUGAAAGAGUUAGCACCAAGGCAAAUGCAACAGGAAAUUUUAUAAAUAAAUUAUCGUAUCUUACUUACGAUACUGAAAUUUACGAAAACAUUUUACAGUUUUCGCUACAAAUAGUUCAAUCGCCACUUAGAUUCUAUGGACUUGGACUUUUCCAGUUUGGUUUUAAAUUCCUUUAUGGGUUCUUCGCUUCUAUUUCGACCCUAUUAGUAAUAUAUACACAAACAUAUAUAAGCAAUAAAUAUUUAGAAAAUAAUAACUAA
This is a messenger RNA of Trachymyrmex cornetzi, 435 nucleotides long. RefSeq lists its product as uncharacterized. Gene Ontology annotation, cellular component: membrane. Gene Ontology annotation, biological process: sensory perception of taste. The record is from RefSeq and is a predicted model, not a curated record. Lineage: Eukaryota; Metazoa; Arthropoda; Insecta; Hymenoptera; Formicidae. The coding region runs from base 1 to 435 and encodes 144 amino acids. The transcript has 4 exons.